AUGUUUUUCGACGACGAGGCGGAAGUAGACGAGACGGUUGACCGAUUGAUGCCCGCGUCUUCCGAUGAAGAGGCCAGCGAGGACGAAAUCGGUGAAGAUCCCACUCUCGGAGGUUUCAUUUGCGAUGACGACGACGACGGAGAGGACGACGACGGAGAGGACGACGACGGAGAGGACGACGACGGAGAGGACGACGACGGAGAGGACGACGAGGGGGAAGAUGACAGAGAUGGAGACGGUGCCAUAGACAAGGGAGCUUAUGCGAGCUCGGUGAACGACGGCGACGACGAGGACGACGAUGUCGAGGAGUUCAUCAAAGACCGCAAACGCGUCCUGAAACAGACUAAGCGUUUCCUUUCCGACGAAGAUGAUGACAGUCAGCUCUUCGAAGAGGGUGAGGACCUGGACGGAGUCAAUAAAGACGACGGUGACGACUUUAACGAAUCCGAUUUCAUCAUAGACACUGGACCCAGUGGACCAGCAGCUGCUGUGCGAUUGAUACAGUCCGAUUCUUUGGAUCACUCAGCAGGCCAGCGCUCAUCAAGCGGUCACGCUUCUGUGCCUAGUGGUCCGGGCGGUCGGGGUGUUAGCACUGAUGCUGGCCGGGAAUAUAUAAGCCUCGACGAGGACUCCGCAGACCUAACUGGGAAACACCGCCCACCGGAACUAGAAGACGGAGAAGUGGUCGUGGCCGGUCAGGCCGAUGUUGAGGAUGGUUACAACGUGGCGCUGCAGACGGACGCAGGCGGCUUGCUGUCUGCCGGUAGCAGCUCGGACGUUGAGGAAUCCGCCGCAGUCUUGCACCGAAAGCCCUUAAUGAACUUAAAGACCGGUAACCAAGCCGGGAAUGAAACCGGGAAUCAAAGAGGCUGGGUCUGUGACCAGAAGAAGACGGGAGACCAGCAAGUGAUGUACCAGCGAGUGAUGGACCAGACUAGCGGGCGGCGUGGUCCUCCGUCACGACGGUCGGAUAUGCGUCAGACCUCGACGGCUCGCCGUUCCCGUUUCUUCGACAUGGAUCGCGGCAGCACGUGCGCGACGAGCGGUUUGGUCGGAGACGGGUCGCUCGGAACAGGGCUGGGUCGUCGGGACAAUGUUCGGAAUGACAUUCGGAAUGACAUUCGGAAUGAUGAGACGGAAUUGCGGCAUAAGAGAGUGAGGCGGGAGGAGCGUCCGACUGCCGCCUCGUUGGAGAGUGAGUACAUAGUGCACUUGGAUACAGAAGUGUGUGCUGUGCCGCGCACACAGUUUAGCAAGUAUUGUUGCUUUUUGCCGGACGGGCUCGAAAUUGAUGACGAAGGUCGCGAAGUCGUACCACAUUUGCUUUGGGAUACCGAUCUCGAUGACUUCGAUAACGCGCAACUCUGCAAAGCCAAAGCCGGAUGUUUUGUCGUACGCUCAAGAUGCCGUCUGGAAGAACGCAAACGGCAACUCGAACUCCCGAACGGCAAAAUCGUUACGGUCCCAACAAAGACCUUCGUUACGUCCCACGAACUCAUCCCCUUCGACGAAGCUCUCUGGGAGGAUAACGUCACGACCGAAAUUGUAUCCUCGACUCCGCCCACAACCAAGGUUCCAGAUCGCACAAACAUCGAUCGCACAGACGUGGACGAAAAUCCGGACAUGUUCCCUGGAGAGCGGACAGGCGCCGUUGUACACUCCGAGACCGUCAUCGGUCACAUAUUCACCACGCGUCUGCCGCUGACGCGCAGAAGACUCGCUCGCAAACAAAAGUUGAAGAAUCUGCGCCGACUGAAACUCGACCUUCUCGAACAGUAUGGAGAACUACCGCCACACUGGUUUUUGUCUGAAAGACAAACUGCCAGACAAAAACGACUUGAACGGUUGCGAUCUCGAGUCCAUGCACGCACAUUCCAACAAGCGAGACACGAAGGCUACAAUUACCUUAUAGAAGACGACGACCAAACGGCCCUCGGUAACUGUGCCGCCCUCGUCUAG
This is a messenger RNA of Gregarina niphandrodes, 1959 nucleotides long. RefSeq lists its product as hypothetical. The transcript has a single exon. The record is from RefSeq and is a predicted model, not a curated record. The coding region runs from base 1 to 1959 and encodes 652 amino acids. Lineage: Eukaryota; Apicomplexa; Conoidasida; Eugregarinorida; Gregarinidae.